UUGAAAGAUGGUUGUAAUUUGUAAACUUGUCCAAUGUAGCAUCCACUACAUGCAGCUUUACACUUUCUUUUUUCUUUUCUUUUGAGAAUGAGAGGCAUGCAGCUUCAUGCCUCGAAAUCUUAACAUUUGCAUUUUAUCACCCUGAUUUCAUAGACUCAUAGUUUCAGUAAAGAGAAUAAUUACAUCGGAAAAAAGGAAUCUUGAGAAAAAUAGGACAAAGAAGAGUAAUUUUGGUGAAAUAAUUACCAAUAGUUUGUAGACUUGUAGUAGCCCAGUCAAAAAUAAACACGUAAGAAUGAAUAAUUGUUAGGGAUCAGUGUUGAGUCAUUGUUACAGAUCAGAGUUGAGUCAUAGCCAUAUCACAUGUUUCCACCUUUUAUAUCUCCCUAUGCAUAAAUACAAUUAUUAUUAUUAUCUAUUAUUAAUACAGGUGAUCUUGCUUUUUGUUUCGUCUUCAUUCAGUGACUUACGGCACUUAUUUUUCAUUUUCCAUUUUCGUUUACCAUAUCAAAUUCAAUAUACAUCUACUCCAACUCCACACUCUCCUCUCCCAUUUCAACCAUUGCAUCGUUUGGAUUCUCAUACCAAUUUUCAAGCUUGUGGAUAGGGUUGUUUUGAGAGAUGGGUUUCGAGAAAAAAGAGUACGAGUUUCUGAAGGAGAUCGGUUUGGGAUCAGAAAAUCUUGGUGGGUACGUCAAUGGCAAGUGGAAAGCAAGCGGACCAUUGAGCUCUACUGUUAAUCCUUCUAACAAUCAGAAAAUUGCUCAAGUCAAGGAAGUUUCUCUAGAAGAUUAUGAGGAGGGACUACAUGCAUGUAGUGAAGCAGCAAAGACAUGGAUGACUAUACCAGCACCAAAGAGAGGUGAGAUUGUGAGACAAAUAGGAGACGCAUUUAGAGCCAAAUUGGAUCAUUUAGGUCGGCUUGUGUCGCUUGAAAUGGGAAAAAUACUACCUGAAGGAAUUGGGGAGGUUCAGGAAGUCAUUGAUAUGUGUGACUUUGCAGUUGGUCUGAGCCGACAGUUGAAUGGAUCUAUAAUCCCUUCAGAACGUCCGAAUCAUAUGAUGCUUGAGGUGUGGAACCCACUGGGAAUAGUCGGGGUGAUCACUGCUUUCAAUUUCCCAUGUGCUGUUCUUGGAUGGAAUGCUUGUCUCGCCUUGGUUUGUGGAAAUUGUGUUGUGUGGAAAGGUGCACCCACAACUCCUUUAAUAACUAUUGCUGUCACAAAGCUUGUGGCUGAGGUUCUUGAGAAGAACAACUUGCCAGGUGCAAUAUUCACCUCCUUUUGUGGAGGUGCAGAAAUCGGUCAAGCAAUAUCAAAAGAUACUAGAAUACCUCUAGUUUCUUUUACUGGAAGCUCAAAGGUGGGUUUGAUGGUGCAACAAACUGUUAGUGAAAGGUUCGGUAAAUGCUUGCUUGAACUGAGUGGAAACAAUGCCAUAGUUGUUAUGGAUGAUGCCGACAUUGGACUGGCUGUGCGUUCUAUUUUGUUUGCAGCUGUUGGAACUGCUGGUCAACGCUGCACUACAUGUCGUAGAUUGUUUCUUCAUGAACGUGUAUAUGAAAGUGUAUUAGAUCAACUGGUUGGAGUUUACAAACAAGUGAAAAUUGGAGAUCCUUUGGAGGAAGGAACCCUUGUUGGUCCACUACAUACGCAAGGUUCUAGGGAAAAUUAUGUGAAGGGGAUUUCAACCAUAAAAUCUCAGGCAUGGAAAAUCCUCACAGGUGGAUCAAUUGUAGAGUCAGAGGGGAAUUUUGUAGAACCGACAAUUGUUGAGAUUUCAUCUAGUGCUUCUGUAGUGAAAGAAGAACUAUUUGCUCCAGUUCUAUAUGUUAUGAAAAUUAAGUCUCUGGAAGAAGCAAUUGAAUUAAACAAUUCUGUGCCACAAGGAUUGAGUAGUUCAAUCUUUACUAGCAGGCCAGAAGCUAUCUUUAAAUGGAUUGGGCCUCGUGGAAGUGAUUGUGGCAUAGUAAAUGUAAACAUACCAACUAAUGGAGCUGAGAUAGGCGGUGCCUUCGGUGGAGAGAAGGCAACCGGUGGCGGCCGAGAAGCAGGGAGUGACUCUUGGAAGCAAUACAUGCGACGUUCAACUUGCACGAUCAAUUAUGGAAGUGAACUACCUUUGGCUCAAGGCAUAAAUUUUGGCUAGGGAAUUAGUAGUCAAGGUCACAGCCCGGCCCUCUGCAUCGACAUACCUUGCCAGCUUGGAUCUUUAACUUCCUAUCUCAGUAGUCAAUAAUAAAAGUUUCCCUAAUGAACUCUCGUCUUUAAUUUCCUAGGUAGUAAAUGAAAUAAAAAGUAGUUUUUACUUGAGUUUCACUGUGUUGGUUUUGGUAAUGGUAGACCCAACAUGAGUUUGACCCUGCUAGAGUUAAACUUUGACUACUCAUAGAAAGAGGUUAAUAUUCUGCAUGUGAGUCUGUCAUCGAUGUGGGACCAUCGAGGUGUUUGAAUAUCAGAGAUACUACUUCUGCAAUUAUAUCAGUGUUAUUUUUCUACCAAA
Messenger RNA from Cannabis sativa, 2502 nucleotides. RefSeq names its product aldehyde dehydrogenase family 7 member A1. NCBI's taxonomy places the organism in Eukaryota, Viridiplantae, Streptophyta, Magnoliopsida, Rosales, Cannabaceae. The transcript has 15 exons. Gene Ontology annotation, molecular function: aldehyde dehydrogenase (NAD+) activity. Bases 622 to 2148 code for a protein of 508 amino acids. The record is from RefSeq and is a predicted model, not a curated record.